Molecule: messenger RNA, 2092 nt
Organism: Trichoderma harzianum CBS 226.95
Lineage: Eukaryota; Fungi; Ascomycota; Sordariomycetes; Hypocreales; Hypocreaceae
Exons: 2
Coding region: 137-2092 (651 amino acids)
Source: RefSeq, a predicted model, not a curated record
CGCAUCUCAUGAUCUCUGGGGCGAGAUCCCGCUACCCAUAAAUAAAAUUUUCAAAAAGAAAAAACAACAACACCAAAGAUCAGGACCCAAAGUCAGAGAACAGCAGUGCCUUCUCUGGGACGCGGCUAUCUUCAUCAUGCAACACGACAUUUCAAAACUCAUGACCGGUCAGUGGUCAACCCGGAAAAAGGAAAAUGACGUAAAAGAAGCUACGAAGCUACCCCUCCUACUCUCACAGGCCAUGGAAGGCCGCCCGAUCACAUCGCAAAGUCACUUUCUGGCACUGCCUCCAGAAAUUCUGACUGAAAUAAUGGCCUUGAUCGCCAACGACAAAGCUGCUCUAUCUACUCUCGCUUUAGUAAACAGCGAUUGUAGACAGCUAGCUCGCUCUUAUCAAUUUGUCGAGGUUUGCUUUGAUUAUGGACCGCGAUCAAGAAGGCUUUUACAGCGGCUCGUGGACGAAGCACAAAUUAGAGCAGAUACUGUCAGCGGCACUCCAGCUCCUCUAUUUAUUGGCUCUUGUAUUCGUCAAGUCACAGUUCAACCUGAGCCACGGCACGUUGCUGCUGCGCACAAGGAUCUCUGGGCGGCCAGCUCGGGAGAUCCUAGCUGUAUUCUAUCACAGCAACAAAUGGAUGAGCUGCGCAACAACGCAGCAUAUAAGUACCUCAUCAAGUACCGCCGACCUAUCCUCAAGGUGCUGGCUGAGGCAAUGCCCCAUCUUGAUAGCCUCUCGUGGAAUGAUGAGAUGUGCCUCGACAUCGAGGCCAUGAGAACAUUGGCGCGUCUGCCCUUACAGAAUCUCGAGUUUUCGAAAGCCUAUGUCGGAGUACCAUUUUCUCUAGAAUCUCCGUUGGCCUCACACACCACAAAGUUGCAAUCACUUUCUCUGGGCAUCAGCUCGUGCAAAGAGGCCAUGCAUGCGGAAGGCAAGCCAAAGAAAUCUAAGAAACUAUCUUCACUCAUAUCACGCUUCCUUCAGCAUAACUGUGAAUCACUGGCGAGCCUCACAAUAAAAUCCUCCGGUAAAAAGGCUGAAAAAUUCCGAGGCCAUGAGACAAUGACGUUUCCUCGUCUUCGUUAUCUCGACCUUGCCUCUGGCACGAGUUAUCCCGACCUGGCAGCUUGGUCGUCGUUCUUGUCUGCACCACUGAGACACCUGUCACUGCCCCUCAAUGGUCUCAACACUUCCAAAGAAUACAUGUCCGAUUGCCCAACGUUUCAAGACCUUGAAACGCUGGUUGUGCCGUCUCUCUCUAUGGACGUGGAAUUCGCAAAACCGAUUGCGGAUUUUGUAUUGCGGCACUCUCAUGUCAGCAAACUCUCCGUCCAAAAGAGCACACCAUAUCUUCUGGAUCAACACAUUCUUCCAACCUUGGCCAGUGAACAAUGGUCAAACCUCACUUCCCUUUCAAUAUCAUGGCGAUAUCCAGUAAAUAUCACAUCUUCAGACACCCAGCAAGCCUAUACCCACAUUGCCGCAGAAUCGCUAGCCGCCAUCACUCGUAUCAAAACGUUAGAACAGCUUUGUCUCAGCGCAGGGGAGGCUAUUGGUGAGGCUGCUGGCUGGCGUCAGUUUUGGCUCCCCGACCAUGAUGACUUGCGGCUGCGACUCCAAGGCUUGGAUAAUCUCCAAAGGCUUGCCUUCUCAAAAGAUACAUAUAUGAUUCCGGACGAAAUACCAUUUCGGGAUAUCGAAAGCUAUUACGAUGACCGGUGGGUGACACAGGCAGAGUUCGAUGACGCUUUGUCACUCCCGCAUUUUGCUGAUUCGGCUGAUGUCGAUGAUGUCGACGACUACGGCUUUGAAAGAGAAGACUACGAAAUCAAUGUCCAUGUGGAUGUCGGUAAUUUUGCUCCUAACGACAUGGUCUGGGAGCGUGCUCAUCUUUACCGUAUGCUCAAGGAGGCAGAGCAAUAUGCAACGGUGUUGCCAAGUUUGAAAUGGGUCUUUUGUGGCCAGCGGCCAAUGACAGUCGAGGCAACAGAAGGAUCGGAAGAGAAAAUCUUCAAAGCUACGCCUCUGACUGACCAGAGAGAUCCUCUUGGGGAAAUCUUGGUACCAAUCUUUGAAAUGAAAGAAAGCAAGUGA